Molecule: messenger RNA, 3805 nt
Organism: Parnassius mnemosyne (clouded apollo)
Lineage: Eukaryota; Metazoa; Arthropoda; Insecta; Lepidoptera; Papilionidae
Source: the annotation of a GenBank genome assembly
CUAUAUAGUUUGUGGUACUCUAUACUAACCUCAAUUUCGGUACUUCUUAAUUUGAGGUGAGCGUUGUUUUCAUUUGGUGUUAUUAAAAUCGUUAAAAAUGGAUAUUAACAUGAUUGACUUGAUGGAUUUAGAAGAUUUGGACAUGCUAGACACCACUCGGCGACCUGAUAGACAUUGACAUCGUGUGAAUCCGUUUGAAUUGAGUGACGAAGAUUUUAGGUAUAAGUAUAGGUUCUCAAAACGUUUCGGAGAAAAAAUAGUGGGUAUCUUACGUGAGGAUUUAGUGCACGACCCUCGAGGAUGCCCAUUGAGUCCUGAAAUUCAAGUGGUUUGUGCAUUACGCAACUGGGCUCGCCAUGAAGUAAGUGCUGUUUAUAAUCUUGGUGGGGUCAAUGUAGCUAACAUUACGCUAGAUAAAAAGCCAAAUAAUACAUAUUAUUGUUUUAUUCGUAGAUUCAAGACGAUACAGCUGAUUUACAUGGUGUGUCUCAACCAGUAGUAAGUAGGACAUGUAAAAAAGUAGCGGAAAUUUUGUCACGGAAGUCCCGAGAAUUUAUUAAAAUGCCUACUACUUUAAAUGAACAGCAGGAAACCAUUAGGAAAUUUCGCAGUAUUGCUAAUUUUCCUACAGUAAUUGGCGCAAUUGACUGUACUCACAUACGAGUAAAGAAAGUGAAUGCUGAUGGGGGUCAGUUAUAUAUUAAUAGAAAAGGAUUUUCUUCAAUUAAUGUACAGGUAAUAUACAAAUAUUUUAAAUAGCUGUGAUUGUCUCUUAAUAAUUUUACUUUAUCAUAAUAGAAAAUAAUUUGUUUGACUAUCUUAUGGUAAUAAAUAUAUAUUAAAAUAAACCAGAAAAACAUAAAGUACUAAUGAGCUCUUAUUUUACAGGUGGUUUGUGACGCUGACCUGAAAAUCAUGGACAUUGUUACCAGGUGGCGUGGUAGUGUACAUGACUCCAGAAUAUUCCGAGAAUGUAGACUAAAACAGAGGUUUGAGGCUGGUGCAUUCUCUGGAAUAUUACUUGGUGACAGUGGCUAUCCUUGUACCCCUUACCUAUUUACACCGCUGCUGAACCCCACAACACCACAAGAAGAAAGAUAUAAUAGGAGCCAUAUCCAUACCAGGAACACAGUGGAAAGAUGUUUUGGUUUGUGGAAGCAACGGUUUCGUUGCCUAUUAAGAGGUAUGUUUAGAGAUAUUGAAACAGCAAAAAAAACAAUUGUUGCAUGUGCUGUACUACACAAUAUGGCCAUCGACAUGAGAGAAGAUGUGUUUUCUGGUGAGAGAGAUAGCAUUGAACAAUAUUCAUCUGAACCUAUAGUACAAAGAUAUAUUGCACCAUCAAUAAGGGGAAAUAUUAGAAGAAGACAGUUUAUUGAAACUCAUUUUCAAGAUAAUACCCAUUUAUAAAGGAAAAUAUUUCUGCAGAGCCGUUGUCAGCUGUCAAAGAAUAACGACUACAUAUUCACCAAUAUGAAAUAAAUUCAGGGGAGUAUUGUGAUAAUAUUUCAUUUAUUGAGCAAAAUGCUUUUAUUUAGGCUAUAAAUGAUUGUGUUUCAGGGAAAGAUGCGGGGUACAGCACAUUCCACAUCAAUAUGAAGCUAUGUUAUAUAAAGAUUUAAGUGCUUUAGAGAUAUGUUUAGAUUUUUUAAUAAAUAUCGUCCCUCCUCUACAUUCACAGCCGGAUUUCCUUUCCAGAGGUGCACGGGUCCACGGGGAGUAGGACUGUAUGAUGACUAAGUAAUUAGGUUUAGUUUUUUUUAUUAUAGUUUUUUACUAUUGUAUAUUAUAUUUCAUUGUUAUGUAAAUAAAAUGCAUAUUAAUUAUAAUUAUUUAUUUUAAUUAUUAAUAAAAGAUGUACAAAUAUUUGCAGCAAUUUAGUACCUGAAAAUAAUUGUUUCAUAUAUGAGGAUAUUUACAAACAUGUAUCUGAUAUAGUCUCAAAUAUUUAGUUUUUUUUAUAGGAUAAUGGUGAUAAACACAGUGUACCACACACACACAUACACACACACAGUCCAUCUGAUGUUAAGUAACUGCUGUGGUGCAUAGACGUCCACAUCUAUCCUCGACUACAAAUCAAAAUGCAGAUGCGUUGUCACCCGUGUGGAGUAAGAUGGAAUGCCUCGUUUCCUGUAAAAGAGGUCUCUCUCAUACAAAAUUUGUACAAAAAUUUAUCCAAAAUUUGUCAAUAAACAAGUUUAAAUGUUUUAUUAAAGAAACAUUUUAUAAAAAGGUUAUUAUAAUAUCAAAGAAUACAUAAAUGAGAAUAUUGGAAAUACUGGAAUUGAGGUGAUCGCCACCAUGGUGGUUCUAUUAAAAUUCAUUUAAAAAUUGUACAAAUAAAAUUAUUGUUAAGAGAAAUAUGUUUAUAAAAAAGUCCCGCUGGGUUUCUUACUAGUUCUUCCCAGGACUGAGGUAUUUUCCGAACCAGUGGUAAAUAAAAAAUGUCUUUCAAUAAGUAUUCUGUAAUAAUCUAUAUUUAAUAAAAAUCAUUCUAUUCUAUUCUCAUUCUAUAAACUCACCAUAAUAAACACAGCAGCAUUAAGCUGCUAUUUAACUUGUGUUUUUCUGACUUUCUAAUAAAAAUAUUUGUAACUCUAAUUUUCUAAUUUUUAGGUUAGCUAUUUUAAUAUUGUAUUUAUGUUCCUCUUCCAUCAUUUCCAGUUGUCUUUUUUUAAAAUCUGUGUUACUUUUUACAAUUGUUUGGUGUACAUCUUCUCUUCUGUAAAAUGAAAUGGAAUACUUAAUGUAAGUUUUGUAGUUAUUUUAGAAAUUUACAAUGUAUUCUAGAGUAAUAAAAGUGCACUUAACCUUGUACACCAAUUAAAGAAAUAUUUUUUAAUUAUUUUUAAAUCAAUUCAUAUUAAACUUUGCUUUUAAUAUUUGAAAACAUGAAACAAUUUUCAGUGUUUAAAUACUAAUUUUCACAUUUUAAAAAGUAUGUAAUGUAUCAGACUAUGUAAUUUUUUCAACAUACCUAUUUUGCAAGCUAUUUUUCCUGUUUUUAAUUUUUGUUAUACCCCUAGUAAAAAUAUCUUUAUUGUUGGUUAUUUUCACCAUUUUGGCACUUUCUUCUGUAUCUGUAGUUGGAUCUAUCUCUAAAAAUUAAUAUAAAUAUAACAGUUUUAGAAAAUUAACAUUUAUAAUAUUUACAAACUUGUAUGCAUAUGAUUGUAACUAUAAUAAUAAUAUAUUUUGCUUUUUAAUAAAUAUUCAAUCAGUAUUAUUUACCUUGCACAUAUACAACAUUGGGUUCUGGAUUUUCUACAUUUUUAACUAUAGCUGUGUCUGUUUUUUCAAAAUUAAGGCGAGGCUUAGGGUCAGCAACUUCUUUUGAUGUUGUAGCCACAGUCACUGGAUCCUAAAAUAAAUCAUUAAAACAUUUAUUAACAUGUUUUCCUGUCACCUGUCAUCUCUAUUUUGCCCUUUAUUGAAUCAGGUAUUUUCUAUGUUGUAGAAAUAUUAUUAUGAUCCAAGACAAAAGGUAAUUUAAUAAAUUAUUAAUUAUAAUACCUAAUAGACAAAAAUAGAAAAUUAUAAUCGGACUGUGUAGAUAAUCUAGUAAAAUGUGUGUUAUGAUAUUAUAUAGACCACUAUAUAUGAAUUUGUGACAUUUCAAUUUUGAAUAUAAUUAAUUAUAAAGAAAUUUAUGUUAAAUUGUUACUAAGUAUAUUAAAUUUUGAAUAUUCGGAAAAUAAUUUUGGAUUGUAAAUUGUAUGCUUUAAGAGUAGAUUUCAGAGCACUACCUAGGUACUAAAGUAAUGGAAAAUAAAGUUCUUUAAUUUUAAUUAAAUUUGUAAGACAU